Scophthalmus maximus (turbot) is the source of this 5526-nucleotide messenger RNA. RefSeq lists its product as uncharacterized. Lineage: Eukaryota; Metazoa; Chordata; Actinopteri; Pleuronectiformes; Scophthalmidae. Bases 577 to 2313 code for a protein of 578 amino acids. Gene Ontology annotation, cellular component: plasma membrane; membrane raft. The transcript is spliced from 9 exons. The record is from RefSeq and is a predicted model, not a curated record. Gene Ontology annotation, biological process: T cell receptor signaling pathway; intracellular signal transduction; B cell receptor signaling pathway.
AAUUCUCUUUGGAUAAAAUAUGAAUAAUGGUGCCUGACAUGUUUUAUUUUGAAAUCUAUCGCCGGAAACUAAAUUCGUCACCGUGUCUGUCUUGACGGUGGCUUGAGUCACAUGGUGCCGCUGCCUCACCGAGAGCUGAUGGAGCCAGAUGAGGGAGGCAGGAGGAGGCGAGCCCCCUCCGGUUGCGCGUAAGCAUCCCCUCAAAUAGGAAUCCGCUGCUGACACUUUGUGCUCCGCGCUCUGAGAGACGAACCUCUGAGAACCUCGACAAUUACCGGCGGAUUUCGUUGCGCAUGCAGCGGUUAACCCCCCCUCCACCCUCAUGUGAUGUCCAAGAAGAAGAGCGAGGGGGGGCUGUGAGGAGGCUGUGAGGAGGCUGGAGCUGUCCAGAGAAUGAGAGUGAGGAUCGAGGCGCGCUGUCCCGGGAGAACUCAUCCGAAGAGCUGGCCGCGAGACACCGGGAUGCUGCUGUAACGCGCCGGGGGGGCCAGUUUUCCUGAGCAGUCGGUCUGUGUGGCAGAGUUUUUGCUCGAGUGGAAGUGAGUGAGUGAGUGAGUGAGUGAGUGAGUGGGUGUCAUGGAUGAAAGCGGAGCAAAUGCCGAUGACCCUCUCUACCAGAACUUGCUUCUCCUGGGAGCCAUUGCAGCAGCGUCUGCCUUUGUGGUCACCAUCCUUAUUGUCCUCGUUUGCGUUGGCUGCCAAAGAAAAAGCAAGAGCAAGCACCCCCCAGCCGGAGAGAAAGGGACAUCUGUAAAUAUGGGCACACUCCGGCAUCCGAAGCUGAACUCCAUGAGCAAAUCUGACACCAGGCUGCACGAGAUCAAUCGUUUUCCCUGCAAUGGAAACUCUGUUGGUAAGAGCCGUCCGGCCAGUAUGGACCUCCUGCUCCUCCACAGUCGGUGCUCCCAGACGGACCUGAGGCCCUCCCAUGGGCGACAGCUUCCCCAGAUCCCCACCAGUCCCCAGGGAUCUGCCCAGGGGGAGGGAGGGGAAACAGGAGGAGAAGGGGGAGGAGGAGGAGGAGGAGGAGGGGCAGGAGGAGGGGAGGCCAGAGACCACAUGUACACCGAGGUGGGCCUGCGCAACAACCCAACCCCGACCCACUGCCUGGACGACGGCCUGUACGAAAGUGUGGGCAUCCGGGAAGGGGACGCGGGCCCCAAGGUGCCCUCUGCCCCGCCACCCACAUCAGCCAACUCUCCAGCUAUCAUCAGAGCUGCCCAAAGCCCGCCUGCUCAUGCCAAUGGAGCCCGUAACGGAAACGGGCAAGGGAACGGUGGCAGAGGGAACGGCAGGGGAAACGGCACCAUUAAUGGUCCGAUGACCGGAAGAGGUAAUGGGGCGAGCGGGAUUAACAGGUCCCCUCUGUCUUCUGUUAACUCCCUUGCCAUUCAGGAUCCGACUGCAGCCGAGUACGCCUCCAUACGGAAGUUCAGAAAGGUUGACAAGACAAACAGGAAGGAAAAUAACGGGGCCGACAGCCAGUCAGACAGCCAGUCGAGUGUGAGUGAUUCACCCUCCGCUGCUCCUCCUCCGCUGCAUCGCAGUCAGGAGUUUCCACGCAAGCCGCUGGAGCCGUUCCACCUGCACUCCUUCCCAAAGGAGGCGGUGUUCAUGGGCAACGGGGAGCAGUACAUCUGGAAGCCUCCAGAAGAUGAAGACAUCAUCACCUUGCACGCCCCUCCACCCCGUGGAGAGAGCGGACAGGGGCACCCGUCUCCCCCAACUGCAAAGGAGAUUGCAGACACUUACUCCAUCGUGUGUAAAUCCCAGAAGAAGAAACCCCCCAUGGAAAACAACGGAGCAAAGACCCUCCCACGCUCCUUUGGUGGAGAGAGGGGAAACGCGGGUUCCCGGGGCCGAGGCAGAGGAGUCCAGAGCCAGGCUCGUUCCCAGGAGGAGCCCUGCUUUGAGUCAGGAGGUGACAGGUCUUGGUCCACAUGCGUGAUGGCCGAGUCUGACCCUGCAUACGCUACCAUCGACACCCACCGGAAACGUGAGCAGGGGGGAACCAAUAACAGCAUAGCUGGGGGUAGUGCCACGCUGAAGAGAAAGAAGCAGGCGCCGCCGCAGCAGCAACAGCAGCAGCAACAACUGCCACAGCCACAGCCACAGCCACAGCCACAGCCACAGCAAGCAGCACCAGCGGCACCUCAGGGCUCAGGACCCCCCGCCCCGCCUGUAAGAGGCCUGCCUGGUGGGGAAAACUUCUAUGAGACCAUCAGCGAUGUGAAACAAGGGGCCAACAGCGCCAGCACCACCACCAUCUUCACCUUCAAUGACGGGAUGGAGAUGUACGUCACCGGCCUGUAGCUGGCUGGUCAGAAUGGCACGUCCCAGUUCACUGGCCAGCAAGUGGCUGUACAUAGAUACAAGGCCUUCUGUAGACAAACAACAUGAGGAUCCAUUUUUGUGUUGACAUCAGGUACAAACAGGGUCUUAAUCCAGGUUCAGACUUCCCUUGAUUGGUCUGCACUUCAGAACCAGCCUAAGCCUAGUCCAGCCCAAAUAUGGACCAAAUACAUCUCAACAAAGAAAAAAAAAGAAAAGAAAACUGAAAUAUACUGUACAUCUUCAACCUCCAGUGUCACUGACCAUAUUCACCCGUCAUCAUUUUCCAUAAUAUCUUUAUUUUUAUAUGAACACUGUACUCUUUAAGGAGUAUGUGGAGUAACUCACAACCCAAGGGAAGAAAACACACUUAAAUAUAUAUAUAUAUAACAAAAGAAAUGUGCAUGCAUUGUGCAAACUCAAACGCACCUGAAAAUAGACAGUAGUAGCAAGGAACCUGGUUGUAUUAGGAGUAUAAGGAGUACAAUGUUAGCUAUUGUCACCCAUAUAUGCGCGCACACACACACACCCACGCGCCUCAUCUUGGAGGGACUUAUUUAAUAUACUGUAAGCAGAUGGAUGUUACAGAGAUUUGCAGUGCUUAGCUCUCACUAAGCAAACAUCUGAAACAGGUUCUCUGUGCACACUGGCCUAUUGCCUGGCAGACUGCGUUGUGGUGCUUUGUUUAAAUUUUCAGUCCUCCUUAAGCACAGAAGCAAGCCAAGGCUAUUAUCCCUGUUUCAAAAAUUACCAUCAAUGUGCCCAAUAGGUAUUAGCAUUAAACAACAGCCUUCAUGAUAACUAUAAAAAAAAAAGUUUCUCUUUUCUCUAAUUUUCACAUAAAUUAUGCGAUUAAUUAACAAUUCACUCUCAGAUUUGAUAAACAUCUGUAGCCAGAAGCAUGAUGACACGCCCCAACACACCCCCACGAAGAUACACUCAUACUUGGCAGAGUCAUGCGGAGUUCAGUGAUCAGGUCAGGGGCAUCGAAUGGGUUGUACACAAAUCUCCCAAGAGUGAUAAGGGUAACAGAUUUCACAAUGUGAGAUGUUUACUGUAUUACUGGGAUGAAAUGAGAAUAUGAGGGACAAAAAAAAGAGGAAGCGAAAGAGUGUCCAAAAUAACACGGGGCGGUUCAUCCCGUGCAGUUAAUAUGUCAAGUCUUCUGGGCUGUGCAAGCAUCUGAUUUUAUGACGAUUUCAAUUUUGCAGCUGCAGGAUUGGUUUGCUUAAUUGUGCAUUAGUGUGCUUUUUAACGGGUCUUUCCAAAAGACAGUGGUGAUUAGCUUCCCUGGGUUCAAGACAAAACCAGAGUGCCCCACAUCUCACCAGACUUGAGUCUGACGGUUGAAAUAGCAACAGAAGACUUUGGGCUCCAAGAAAAAUAAAGAGCUGGGCACAAAAAUGACCAGCGAGUGUCCUUUGGCAGGUUGCCCCUCGCCCUCUCCCCACCCUCGUCGCCAGCCACUGCACUGAGUUUUCUUCCAUUGUAAACAAUGUCUUUCCCAUAUAGCUUUGGGGAACAUUGCAACAGAGAGAACAGAGGAAGAAAACAAAACAUCAGAGCCUUAAUAAAUGGGCAUAAAGAUAAGAGGCGAAGAGGGAUACAAACUGCUCACAUUAUACUGAGCUUGCUGAGACAACCAUGAGAAAACAAAGAGAAAACGGGUUUAAAAAUGUUCUAACAUAUGUUCUUAAAUGCUACGGUAUUAGAAAGUAUGUACAAAUAAUUGCACUCUGUAUUUUAUGCACUGUUUUAUUUUUUCUUACCUACUGACAAUACCAUUGGUUAAAUAGCUCAUGCCAUUGCCAUAAAAACAGUAUGUUUAUGUUGUCGGUGCAAUUUUUUUCUGCUUGAUCAAAAAAGUGCAUGCUUUGAUAUAUGGAGAUGAAAACAAAUAUUGUGGUACUUAAUUGAUCUCUUGUUCGUUUUGAUCUUUUCUGUUGUACUUUUUUGCCAUGUGAUGCAAAGCAGCGUUCAGUUUUGUUUUUAUUCCAAAGCAACAACUCGGAUGAGGAGGAGAGAAGAGAAAUAGGAAUGAUAGGGAGAAACCACUGAGAGUUUAGGGCCGAGCGUUGUUUAUCCUCCCCUCUAGGGGUAGCGAGACAGAGGGAUGGAGUUGGGGGAGGGAGAUGAAGAAGAGCUGGUGUAGAGCUGGAUGAGGAUGACUGCAAAUGGACGUGGAUCUAAGGGACGCUCCUCUUCCCGAUAUGUUUGUGUGCAUGCACACGCACACGAGCAGGCACAGACACACACACACACACACACACACACUGCAACAUUGAGCCAUGUGCGUUUUGCAGUUUUUGGGAGCAGGCGCAUUUUGCUUCCACUUGUUCCCCCUUGCAUACACUCCCUCCCCCAGCUGUGUUCAUCCUCCAGUAACCAACACAGACCUCUCUCUUUUCUCUGCUUCACCUCGCUCCCUUGCUGUGCAGGGGAGGGGCCUUUGAUGUCCAGUUCUGAGAGACUCUGGGAGUGAUAUGGCAUGGGGGCUUGGGGGGGGGGGGCAGAGGCUGUAGGUCAGGCCAACCCCAGUCUGAUAUCAAUGAUGCACCAAUGGCUCAAACUACUGUCUGACAUGAGAAAUGGCGAACAGCUGAGACGCUUAACAAGCUCUGCUGGGGCUACCUUUAGACAAUGCUGGCUGGAAAUCACUAUCACACUUAAUCCUUCUCCUCCAGCUGUCACUUUAUGUGUCACAGUUUCUUUAUCCUAAGAGAAAGCACUGAUCUGAUAUAUUUUUUGUUGAACACUGUUCCACACUGAUCGAGGCAGAUGUUCAUUGCACAAACAAAAUACAGUAUGAUGAUGUAAAUGUGUAAAAUACUCUGUUGCUGUUCUGAUGUUGUUCCAAUGUAACAUACAGUAUACAGUAUACUUGUUGAAAAAAAAAGAUGGUUAUCACAGACACAUUGUACUUUGUGGAUGCAAAAUGUUCCAUGCUCUCCAUGCAGAUACAGAUGCUGUUGUUAAUUGUCUUCAGAUAUAAUUAUGGGCCAAUACUGCUGUGACAGCUGUAGCCAAUGUUGUAUGUUCUUUAAGCACAGGGUUUAGUCUAAAAAAUAGUUAAUAUAAUAAAAAAAUAUAGUGACAGUGCAGAUAUGCAAAAGAUUGUAAUGUUUUAUAUUAACCUUCAUAAAAUAUUAAAGUGAGUUUUUACUUUUCUAAUAAAGUGGCACAUUAUAAAGCGUC